This is a messenger RNA of Dichomitus squalens LYAD-421 SS1, 623 nucleotides long. RefSeq lists its product as uncharacterized. The transcript is spliced from 2 exons. Lineage: Eukaryota; Fungi; Basidiomycota; Agaricomycetes; Polyporales; Polyporaceae. The coding region runs from base 64 to 366 and encodes 100 amino acids. The record is from RefSeq and is a predicted model, not a curated record.
CCGAUCAGCGCGCAGCGCUCCCCCCCACCUCUCCGCGCGAUCGGGAUUCGUGUGUGGACGAGGAUGCCUGUCGAAUUUCUGGCAUUGGACGACCCGCGCUCCCCCGCGCGGUCUCUGGACUUCGACAGCCUCGACAAGCUGCUCUCCGCUCCUGCCGGGAAUUUUGCUCGUCUCGAGAGCGUCACGCUGGAAAUCGUGGCGGACAACUCGGCGUGGGGCAUGCAGCCAGAGGUCACCCUUCACAAGGGCAUGCUCCGCCGAAUCCGAGAAGCUGGCUUGCUGCGGUUCGUGUACAGCCCCAAGGCUGAUUGGUACUCGGAGAACGCGGAAAUAUUCGUUCCGCACAGCCCGCAUGGUGCGGCCUAGAGUGAGCAUCGAAUACCUCGGCCUUUCUUUGCUAUGCAGACCCAUUGCUUUUGAUAAUACCUUGGUAUUGGUACUACGGUUUACGGCGGACAUUGCAUCCAUGGGAGAACAGUUGGCUGCGACUAAUAAUACCAGGCAGGCUGUCGGAGAUGCAGGCGAUGCAAUACAGUGUAGGAUCUGGUAAACCCUAUGUGGCCCGGGCAUCCUAUCGACAGGCUGCUAUGAUUUCCCAUUCGUCGUUCCCAGGCGUGAAGCAC